This is a messenger RNA of Triticum turgidum subsp. durum (durum wheat), 588 nucleotides long. The record is from the annotation of a GenBank genome assembly. NCBI's taxonomy places the organism in Eukaryota, Viridiplantae, Streptophyta, Magnoliopsida, Poales, Poaceae.
AUGGGCCAGGCCCUGCGCCGCGCCUCGGGGCGCCUGAGGCCUCCGCCCCCGGCGAGGCCCCCGCCCGCUCACCCUCCCCCGCCUCCACCACGGGCCGCACCGGCGGCCGCUGCCGGCGGCGGCGGAAGUCCUCCCCAGGACCGGCUCGACGUGUCACAGGAUGCUGUUACACCAUCAACAAAAGAUGCCCACGGUGUACUUGUAGAACGUGAUCCAAGUUAUGAUGACAUGCUUAAGCACAUGGUUGGGAGAAUCACUACUAAGCCUGGAGGAAAGCCAGAAAUGGGUGAAGUGAGUCAUGCUUCCGUCGUAGAGCGAUACAACAGGCCGCUUCCUAAGGUGAGAACAUCUGAACCCGAACCCGGGCAGAGCAGGCAGCUACCUCCAGGAACCCUGAACGUCGGGCACAUCCAGGAGAUCAUCCAGCUGUACCAAGGAAAGUCCAGUAGCCACCGCGGCCCGAUGAGUGUGGACCAGAUCGCUUCGAGGUUCAGAGUCGAAGCCUCUGUGGUCCAUGGAAUCGUGCAGUUUGUCUCGUUGCCGCAGGAUGAAGGCACCGAAAAGAAAGACGAACGGCGGGACCUUUGA